Messenger RNA from Adineta ricciae, 3927 nucleotides. NCBI's taxonomy places the organism in Eukaryota, Metazoa, Rotifera, Eurotatoria, Adinetida, Adinetidae. The record is from the annotation of a GenBank genome assembly.
AUGUUCACAACUUCAACUCAUCUCAUCUGUCCGGCAUGCUUAACAAGCGUAAUUGGUCUCGCAGACAAAAUGCAUUAUGCACGAAAAAUAUGGCAUAAAGUAUGUUUCUGUUGUAAAGUCUGCAGUGUACAACUAAACUCCCUAAAUGUCAGAAUGCGCGAUGAUGACAGUUUCACUCUGUAUUGCCUUCGACAUUAUCCUGAAGAAGAUAAUGUAUCCAUGUAUAGUGAAACUUCGACGUUAGUCUCUUCGUAUGAUAUGAAACAUUCUCGUCUAGGACAUCAUGAGCAUGAUAAUCCAUUAUACUGGACUGUUGAUGAUGUAGUCAAAUGGUUGAAUGAGAUAUCUUUACAACAGUAUGAAGAGACUUUUCGUAAGAAUAACAUCGAUGGAUCGGUCUUGAUGGAUGAGAGUGAUGGGAUUGAUAAUGAUACUCUGCAACAACUGAUUCCGGCACUAGGUAGUCAACUGAAAUUUCGAAAAGCGUUACGAAUGCUGAGAAAUACACGCACUUCGCAAAGGCCCGGUAGUGCAGUUAAUAAUGCACCUAAACAAGAUCCCGAAAUACAUUUGAAGCUUUUACAAACAAUUCAGCAACAAUCAGAACACAUUACUUCGCUUAUUUCCACCGUUUCAGCUCAGACUAAACAAAUUGAUGUAUUAGUGACGAAAAUGAUUCCAAAUUCGAGAUUGAUGCCAGUCGAUGCCUUUACUAAAUCAUCAUCGGUCGUACAGAACCAAUUACUUGACCUCCCCUCGAACAUUUCGAAAAUACCUUUAGCGUCCGCAGAUACUUCACCUUCUGAUGUUCCAGUUAUCGAUUCGGUCGCACCAUCCGUUCUCUCUCUUCCUUCGAAUGUUCGCGUUCCAGCAACGGCAACACCUGUUCCAACAGCUGUUGACGGUCCUCAAGGUUCAACUGGCGUCACUUUUCCUGCUGUCAUUCAUCCAAACAUCGAAGGUGUCGCCAUUAAACCUGUGAUUGAUGAUAAAUAUAACUAUGAAAACUAUGGUCAUUAUACAGUAACAAUCUUCGAUCAACAAUCGGAAAACGCUCUCGUUCAAACAGUAGUUAAUGUCGUACCGGAGAACGAAAUUUGUAUGCCGAAGAAGUUUGUUCUACGAGAUUCGGUUAACAAUGUGCUAGCUGGUGCAACAGUUAAACUGAAAUUGCACGAUGAAGUUGUUUUUACAGGUACGACCGAUGAAACUGGAACUGUCAUUAUGCCAACAACAUUACAAAAGAAUUGUUACGAAGUGGACAUCAAAGCAAAGGACUGUCAACACAAACCGUCAGUAUUUCGAAUGAUUGUCUAUGAAAAUCGUGGAUCGGAUGUAAAUACUCAAUUUAUUUGUCGGCAAUUAGAAAGUGAUCAAGUUGAGAUUGUUCUCAAAUGGAAUCGAUUACCGCGUGAUCUCGAUUCCCAUUUGUAUGUUUCCGAUGGACGGCACGUUUUCUAUGAAUCGAAAGUCGAAGGCAAUGUGUCACUCGAUUAUGAUGUCACCAAUGGUUAUGGACCAGAAACCAUUAAGCUAAAACUCGAACCAAAUCUGAGAUAUCUGUAUGUUGUUCAUCGAUAUUCACGUGAUGGGUUUCUGACAAAAUCAGGUGCAACAGUAACGAUUAAUAAUGGUACUCAAAUGGCAAGUGCUACUAGUCCAUAUCAAGUUGUUCAAAUACCUGUUGUUAAUCAACCGAAUGCGAAUUUUUGGAUUGUCUGUGAAAUAGAUGGUACAACAAAGAAUAUAACUAUAUUCGAAAAUGAAUUUGAACUUCACAAUAAUUAUUCGUCAACGGAAUGUCAAGCAACCAUGAAAGCACGAACUGGUGCAGAGAAAAAAGCCGCUCAACCAGUUGCUGGUGGAGUAACAGGUCAACGACGACUCAGUCAAGUCCAUCGGGGGUCUACGGGAGGAUAUCGAGAUGAUGACCAAGAAGGUGGAAAUAUGCCAACAAGUUACAUUGAAGACGCCCUCGGUCGUUCAGAUGAUCCAUUGAAAUUAACAGACGCGGAACUCAAUGAAGAACAUACGCGAAUUCUUACUGCACGAAAUCCUCAAGCAGCUGAAAACAUUGUUCGAUACAACUAUAAAGAACGAAUCUACAAGGCCAUUCCGCACGUGGAUCAAUUAGCUGUUCACUUUCAAAUGGAUAGCAACAUGAUUCACAAAGAUUCAGAAGACGCCAAACGACAAGCUACACUCGAUACUGGAGAUCAUGAACAGGAAGUAGUUGAAACAGAAACGGUAGCUAUUGGUACAGAUGGAGAUGCCACCGCAAGAGAUGGUGACGAAGAUGAUGAAGAUAAACCAAAGAAACCGGCUCGCGCUGGUGGUAAAGCAAAGAAACUUACCAAUCAAUUCAAUUUUAGCGAACGAGCAUCUCAAACAUACAACAAUCCCGUUCGAAAUCGUGAAACUUUUGUAGAGCAAACUCCGCGUGCUACGUUUACAGAUAAUGUUUCACAAUGGUCCAUCUUCGAUGCGUAUAAUGACGAUUUCGAACAACAACAAAAAUUAAAAGAAAAAGAAUCGAAAAAACACACACUAAAAAAAGAAGAGGAUAAAAAGAAAAAAUUUGUUCCAUCCGAUCAACAAGCUGGCGACGAAUUCACCAAAUUCGUUCGAUCGAAAACAGCAACUGUUUCACUAAAAAUACUUGAACGAAUGAUCAAUCAAAACACAUUCGACGACAUUGCUCAAGAUUUCAAAUACUGGGAAGAUGCUGCUGAUGAAUAUCGAGAACAACAAGGUAGUCUUUUGCCAUUAUGGUUGUUUCAAUAUGAAAUGGUGAAAAAACUUUCGUGUACAAAUCUGGCUUGGAAUUCUCAAUAUCCAGAUUUAUUCGCUGCUGCCUUUGGUUCAUACGAUUUUCUUAAACAAUCGCGCGGCAUGUUUUUGAUUUACUCAUUGAAAAAUCCAAGUUUUCCAGAAAAUACCUUUCCAACAGAUAGUGGUGUGAUGAGUUUGGACUUCCAUCCCAAACAUUCCAAUCUUCUCUGUUGUGGUUUUUAUGAUGGUUCAGUCGCUGUUUACAAUAUUGCUGAUGAAAAUAAACGACCGAAGUAUCAAAGUACAGCACGUAGUGGCAAACACACAGAUCCCGUUUGGCAAGUUCGCUGGCAAAAGGAUGAUUUAGAUAACAAUUUGAAUUUCUAUUCGGUUUCAUCGGACGGACGAGUUGUUUGUUGGACGUUGGUCAAGAGUGAUUUGAUGUACACGGACAUAGUUCAAUUGAAAUUAGAGAAACCAGCAACAGAAGUGGACGAAGGUGUUCCGUUAACAACACUUGGAUGUGGCACAUGUUUCGAUUUCAAUAAACAACAGGAUUAUUUAUUUAUUGUUGGUACUGAAGAAGGCAAAAUUCACAAAUGUUCGAAAUCGUACAACAAUCAAUUCUUGGAUACUAUCGAUGCUCAUCAUAUGGCUGUUUACGCUGUCCGUUGGAACACAUAUCAUCCAAAAAUCUUUGCUAGCUGUUCAGCGGAUUGGACUGUAAAAAUCUGGGAUAUCAAUUACAAAGAUCCAUUGUUUGUCUACGAUCUUGGAAGUGCCGUUGGUGAUGUGGCUUGGGCACCGUAUUCUUCCACAGUGUUUGCAGCAUGUACAGCUGAUGGUAAAGUCUACGUCUUCGAUUUGAAUGUGAACAAAUAUGAACCUUUAUGUGAACAAAUUGUUGUACAAAAGAAACGUACGAAGCUAACACAUGUUGCGUUCAAUCAACGUCAUCCAAUUCUGCUUGUUGGUGACGAUCGAGGCAAUGUCAUAACAUUGAAACUUUCUCCGAAUUUACGUAAGAAACCAAAAGUUAAGAAAGGACAAGAAGUACCCGAAGGUCCCGAAGCUGAAAAUGCUAAAUUAGAUAAAAUUCUUGCACUCAUUCGUGAUCCGGAUGCAUCGAAGAACAAACCAACAACAUCAAGCUAA